This is a messenger RNA of Cladocopium goreaui, 8127 nucleotides long. Lineage: Eukaryota; Dinophyceae; Suessiales; Symbiodiniaceae. The record is from the annotation of a GenBank genome assembly.
AUGGCUUGCACAGGAGUGACGGUUUGUGCCUUGUUCGUAUCAGAUGACGACACCAUCCUGACCUUAAAGCAGCAGGUUGCCUUGCAUCUAGGGCACCUUCCCUUCGCUGUUGUUUUUCUGGUGGGCAAUGAAGUUGUUCCAUUUGCGCAGACAUGGGCCAGAGCUGGAUCCCCGCCACUUAUGCACGUGAUUCUUAAACCCAGGACCAACUGUCACAGACUUGCCUUAUCAAAAGCCAUCCAAGCGCAAAACCACAAUACAGUGAUCGACCUCCUCAGUAAUGGCCAAGAGCCAGAUUGCAUGGGCUUGAUCGACCGCACUCGCCGCUUAGAGCCAGUAUUGGUGACUGCAGCUUCAACCGGCUUCUUCUAUUCUGCAUUUUUGCUCCUCAAUGCAUGGGCAGACCCUAAUAUUGCUGGCAAUGACCGCCGGACUUCCUUGCAUUUUGCCGUUCUCACACAUUCGCCAAUGACUGUGCAGGUUUUGCUGGCUGGAAGGGCUGAUGUGCAUGUGAGGGAUUUGCAUGGCGAAACCGCUUUACAUUUUGCUGCCAUCAGCGAGAACGUGGCUUUCGUGAAACAGCUGAUCAUGGCAGGGGCUGACCCUUUGACUCCCAAUGAGGAAGGAGAUGUCCCGCUACUUUGGGGCCGUGAAGUGGACACUAAGGGUGCCCUUUUGGAAGGCUGUUGGCAUGACAUGUCGUAUACCAUGCUCUUUCUCUUAAACUUGCGAACCUUGUCAGCCUAUACAACUUGCAGGCCAUUGGAAAAGCUUUGCAAGUGCAUGCGCAAGCUGCUCUGUGAAUAUGUCUUGCACGAUGAAGCUGACUUCCAAGGAGGGGCCGGGUCAAACGCACCAACGGAGCGCCUUUUGCACUUGUACUUGUUUCGCAAUCCGCUCCCUGCAGAUCGGCCCCGGGUAUGGCAUCAAUUGCAAUUGUUUCAGUUAUAUGUGGAGCCUCUCCAGCCCACAUUGCAGAAAUUCCCGAGAUUGUUUUGGAUUUUGCCGGUGCCAUUUGAUGUCUCGCAAAGCAAGGAACAGUGGAAGGUGAAGCUGUUUGCUGCCUCCACGUUUUUGAAUUUGCUGCAGAAGGGCGAAGUCGUGAAGCUGGAGGGUGCCCUCAUCACCUGGUUUUGGCCAGAAAUUUUGCAGGACAUGUCCUUAUUGGACAUUCUUAGCACAAGGAACACAUCAUCCAGCGCACGUUCUAGAGCGAGGCAGCUAUCUACUGCUGUCCUCUUCUUCUCAGUGCUGGCCACACCUUUGCCGCAGACCAUCCCAAAGAAAUUGAGUUCAAUGGGGACAAACAUCUGUCAUCGUUGGGUUCUUCUGCAAAGAUUUUUGCUCAGCAACAACCACCGCAAACCCAAGAGAGAGCAGCCUAGAGGAAAUCCCGUUUUGUUGCUGUCAGCAGCCCUGCGGCAGGAACUUGCACGACCCGCAAAUUUUGAGGAUAGGCAAGGUGGCGCAGAAGAUGUGAGCCAAGGUGGCACAGAAGAUGUGACCCGCCGAAUCUUGGAGAACAGGGGCGUGGCCCGUUCCCGCAAAAUGCUGAAGUUGGUGCAAUGGUCGCAUGGACUUGGAAUGGAGUUGCCGUUGCGGGGAGACAGCGUGGAUGCUAUGGUUCCCUAUCGUCACGAACAUUUUGCUCCCUGCGUAGACAUCACAACUCUGGCAUGGCUUCACCCCCAUGACAGAGACCGUCACGUUCGGUUCGAGUCUGAAGGCCACGUGUAUUACAUCCGUGGCAAGCAGACCAAUGGAUCUGUGACUGGGUUGAUCCAUGCCUUGGCACGACCAUUCGAUGCCGACGAAGUAAUUUCCAAUAUGAUGGCAGGUGACAGAUGGCCUCGCGCAGGCUAUUUGCGACCAUUCUUAGGAGAGACUGUAUUGAAGCGCGUCCGCCAAGUUGAUGCAGACCUUGUGCUUGCUCUCCUGGACUCCCCCCGCAAUGAUACAUGGAUCUCCAACCGGCUCCAGAGCCUGCGGACGAACUUUCCAGAGAUUGUCCAGAGUCUGGUAUUUGGCCCGCAUGAAAUCAAGCGCAUGUGGGAAGCCAACCGAAUUGAUGCUGCUCUUCGAGGCACCCACAUGCAUUUUUGGUUUGGAGCGCAUGUGAAUGGAUAUGUGGUGCCAAAAACAAGUCCAGAAUUCUCGAUGCUUGAAACCUUCUUACAAGACAUGCAAGGGUGGCGCGCCUUCCGCACGGAAUGGGUUAUUUUUGGUGAGGAAGAGAACAUUGCUGGGUCAAUCGAUCUCACUGCACAAAACCCAAAUGGGCAGUUGGCACUGAUUGACUGGAAGCGGACCUCCAGCCUAGCAUCGAAAUUCUCUUCGCCGUGGACGAUGCUACCGCCUUUAGAUCAUGUUCCGGACUGUGCUGGGUGGCAUUACCGGCUCCAACUGAACAUUUACAGGUAUAUUGUGGAGAAAUACUACGGCUUUGAGGUGGCUAUGAUGCUAGUGGUUUGCACCCACCCCGACCAACAAUUGCGGCCUUUCAUCGACCAUGUGCCGCGUCUCGACAAGGAGAUUGAAGUCGUGAUGAGUUUGCGGCGGGACAAAGCACAUGCUGUUGAUGUGUCUGGAGGAUCAGAUUUUGAGGAACAACUUGAGAAAGAAAUGGAUUGGCUGAAUGAGCAGGCGAAAGCCGAGGAGGCGGCUAGUAGGAGAGAUGGGAGGGGUGGGCCAGAGGGACCGGAAGAAGCACAGCAACCUGAAGGACUUGCAAGUCAAGCUCUUGAGGAUGAUGGAGCAAACCCACUGCCAGAAGUAGAUGAUGCAAAUCUGAGACAAUGCAAGAAGCGCCGCUUGCUUCCUGGAGCUGCUCAGUCCAUGCCGAAGUUUCAGAAAGAAUUUGACAGCUUGCGGGCUGCUGCAAAUACAUCUCUGCAGCAGGCGUCAAUCAAAAAGCCUGAGCAGAGCCAUUCCCUUUUGCAACAGAGCAGCUACAUGAUCAAGCAGGUGCGUGCUCGCAAGCCACAAUGGCCUGAGCAGCUUGUGCGCUUGGUGGCGUGCGCUUGCGUUUUGCCCCACAUGCGGCUCUGCGAUGCCUACCUCCGGGAACAUAUUUACUUGAUCUGGCUGAUGGAAGGUGGCCGCUACCUUCGUGUCCACAACGGACAAUGCUUUCUGUACCAUGAUUGCGGGGCUUUCCAAGUCUUUCGCGGAAGCCCGCCGGAACAAACAGUUGCCCGGAUCAAAGAGUUCAUACUUCAAGUCGAAGGGUUUUUUCGAAGCAUCCAAGGAGCAGUAGAUCGAACACAGGAGAGUAUAGUGCAAAUGGUAGAAGGCAUGGGGGCAGAUACGAAUGGAGAUAUAAAGGUGCUACUUGACAAGUGGAUAUCUGCCGCGCUCUUCAUGAAGCAGCUUCCGCGCGGCCGCAGAGCGCCUCAAUUUGAUGAAGUUGGUGAUGCGGAACCAGAAGCGGCGGCAACUGGUGAUGCAGGAGGGUGGACCCAAUCCAUUGCUAUCGCCCUAAGCAAGUUGAGCGUAACCCUGCAAAAGGAAGUCAUGGAUGAUAAGAUAUAUGGUCUCAUGAUUGAAUGGUGUGAAACGCCUUGCCAGAAGCAAGCUGGCUGUGCGUACAAAGAUAUAUGCGUUGUGUAUGAUUCAAAUGAAGAGAAUGUGGAAUUUGUGCAGCCAAGCCACGACAACAACCUCUACACAUUGAUCCCGCAUGCCUUAAAGCCUUCUUUGCCGGAUCCCGUCCUCCAAGCUGCGAGCUGCCGUUUGGAGAAGUUUUUCCGCGAGACCUUUUGGCGGAACUUCGAUGUCUUUUUGUGCUGUCAGGCAGCCCAAGCCAUCGCGAAAAGGGGUGAGAAUAUUGACCGAUGCUUCAUUGGUGAGAGCCCCGGUGGAGUAGGCCAAUCUUUAUACAGUUCUCACUUGAAUGCGGUUUAUGGACACAAUCACGCAUUCAUUGACCCUAAUAUUUGGUACGAUGAGCAAGAGCUCCGGAAGCAGAUUGAGCAAUUUGCAGGCUGCUUUAUCUUAACAGCGCAGGAGGCGCCUGAAACUUCACGCCGAAUGCGGGAAGACUUGUACAAAAAGACAAUGAGUGCAGAUGGCAUGGCUGGGAGGCGGCCGUACGGGUAUGUCACCCGCAUGAUUGAACUUACCGGAUGGAAGAGGAUGGAGGUCAAUCGUCUGAUGCAGUUCAAGGGUGUAUCUGAGCAUAACUUCCCAUCAAUCCUGCGGCGCAGUUUCCUUUGGCGUCCGCACGCUCGAUUUGUAUGUCCGCAAUACUUGGAAGAGCAUUACACAGAUGCGGCGCUGGAUGGGUACUUUCCAAAAGAUCCAACUUUGAAGGAGUUCCUUGUCUCAGGACCAGCAAUCGCCAGCAGCAUGCAGCUGCAGCACGCGUUUGAACAUACAUACUCACGAGCUGAAUGCAUACAUAUGAUAGAAUCAUAUUGCAAUUUGGGUGGUGAUCAGGGAUUGACAGAGGACAAAAUGCGAAUCGCUUGUGGGCUCCCACCGUGUCAGCGUGCCGAGAUCGCUGCUCCUGGGCUAGGCCCUGUGGAUGAUCAACUAAGCCAGGAUCAAGCAGAAAGUGUAAAAACAGGUUCUGAAGCAGUGGCCCGCCGCAUUGUGGAGGAAUGUCUUUCAAAGGGGUUCUUCAUGUUCACAUUGCAACAGUUCAAGACCAUGUCUCUGCCUUCGAAUGCACCCAAUUUAGACAAAGAGAGCAUGUUGACACAGCUACAAGAGCAUUUAUUGGUAAAGCAAAUAGCAAGAAAGCGCGGCAAAGGAAAGCAGAUCAUUGUUCCAUGCGUCCUGGGGCAAGGCAGUUUGCAGGAUGUCUUUGAUCUGAAAAGCUCAAACGACACGGCACUAGUAUUCCCCGAAAUGUGGCACACAAGUUGCUUGCGGGACUUUGCUUCCAAACAUCUUGCCAGAGAACACAAUGUCGUCACUAUGAUAGCAUUCUUGGAUGCCAGCAUUGCUGCAUUGAAGAGGAAAGGCUCCGGAAAGUUAACGUCUGAGGUCAAGCUCAGACACGAUGCGUUGGUCGAAAGGAGGCGUAAGUUGGAAGCCAACGAGCAGUUGAUUGGGAAGCUCCUCGCUGCUGCUGGUGGUGAGGCUGGUGACCUGGAAGGGCAGGCUAGCAGUCACAGAUGCACAGGGAAGCAGCAAUUGCGACAUAGCAAGACAAAGUACAGACAAGGCUCAGAUUUGAUCCGUGGACGAAGGUAUGACAUUGAAAAUGCCUUUUUCACGUUGAUGUCACAGCUCAUCCAUAAAUUGGAUCCUGUGUUCAAGAUGCCGGAUGAUGCCGCAAAAGCAUUGAAAAGAUGCGCUGAGGCACGCAGUGAUGUGAUCAAGGAGCUAGGUUUGCCAGCUGCGGAAGGGAAGAAAGUUUUGCUUGAAGUCAUAAACGGUGGCGGUCCGCCUAGCCGUCUGUCGGAACAUGAUGUAAUUGUUGGGCUUCGGAAAGCUGCCAUCUGGAUUAAAUGGCUUGCAAUUUCAAAUUUUCCCGAUCUCUACAGCCACUGUGAUGCAGACAGAAGCAAGCCAUCGCCAGACAACUCCAUGAUAGCAUACUUGUACCAAGCUGUUGAAGAUCUAGUUUUGUCUAGCUGGGUGCAAUUCCUCAUGACGCAAGAUCUCGUGCAUUUAUCCCUUCACUUCGACGGUUGCCGAAUUCAGGGUCGAGCGCUUGACACGGCUUCAAUGUGUCAAGAGUCUUCGGAGUGGAUUGCCAAAGAGACUGGGUUUCAGGUGGUUGUGAAGCAGAAGAAGCACCUGCUUCUCGCGGAGCUGUUGGGAAGGGAUGGACGUGUUUGCGAUACUCUGUCACUUUCUUCCAGCUUCGACUACUCUGCAAAUGGCAUUCUUACAUGCCUGGCCUACAUUGCAGACCUCUGGUCACCAUUGGACGCAUGGCUACAGGCAUGUGCUGAGGAGUCAAUUGAUUAUGCCUCCCUAGUGACAUUUCGCAUGCUGAAAGCAGGCGAAAAACCCCGGCAAGAAUCUGAAGUUCUUCUGGAACUGCAGGCCGGCUUCGAUCUAUCUGGCGGUGCUGAGUUGGAGAUGUUGUGUGAGUGCGAAGGAUUGCUGGAGAAUUCUGAUGAUGAAGGCAUGGCCGGAUCACAUGUUGAUGAAUCAAUAGUGCAGGUGGGCGAAGAGUUGCUGGCGUUGCUCGCAGAAGAAAGAGGUGAAGUCCUAGAUAGCACUGAGACUGUGCAUGAAGGCAGUAUGCACCGUUGUCCGUUCUGUCCGUUCCGGCAAUUCCCUCGACCUUCUCGUGUGAUGGAGCAUGUGCAAAAGUAUCAUACAACGAAACGACAAUUCUGUUGCAGUGGCACCAAGCAAGUCAGAGUCAUUCAGGCUUUGUUUGACGAUGACCAGCUCCGCAAUAUACAGCCAAGUGCUCGCUACCUCCGCAGGAGCGCCGCCGUGUUGCGAACAUCAAUUGGGAAUGGGGAUGGAAGCAUCAAUCAUCUUGAUCGUCGAUUACGCUUGGUCUUGACGGAGAAGGGCCCCGUGUACAAAAGCUUGCAACACGUUGCUGAGAACGAAACAGUGUACCGUCGAGCCAAGAACUUGUAUUACACGCAUGGAUUUGCAGAUAUGCUUUUCCAAGAGAUGAUGGUUAGCAAUGCAAAAAUGAAGCAAGCAUCUCGACUGAAGCUUGUAGACAUGUAUCCCUUGGAUGCACUCUUUGUUGCGGCUAGCCGGUUGGCUUUGAGACUCGCAGCAAGUGGCAGCAAGCUCACGGGCCUCUUGCCUCAGCAUGUUCGACACUGGUGGCCGCUCGUGGAGGACAUCUUCUACUCCGACGCCGUGAACCAGCUGUUCGCCCAAUCUAUGGCAGAGGCGGUUCACCAUACGGAAUUUGAAUCCGUCAGUGUGGAUGCAACCCUGAAGUGUUGCCUCUCCAUUCUCGGCCAGAGUUCCUACAGAGCAGGGCCGCAGGAACGAGCCAGCGCUGCUUUCACGGGGAAAGAUUGCUUUCGCAAGGUUCUGACAGUCCGUGGGCGAACCGGCUGUGUACUGCUCAUGGCUCCAACGCCAAAUGAGGAGGCACCCGCCAUUGCCGAGCGCAUUGCUGAGUCGUUGCCUGAAGAUGGACUCCGGCAAACACGGAUUGUGUGCACGGAUGAUCCUUCUGCGCAUUUGUUGUCGACAUUGCGCAAUGUCAUGCCAAAGCUGGAGCUGCUAUGCUUGGACCCUGUCCACCUAUGCAUGACUUUUGAGUAUGGGACGUACAGAAGAAGAACAAAGGCGUCAACCAUGUUGAGAACAAUUAUGCAAAAGUUUAAUGCCGUGGACUUUAAGAACAUGUCAGCCUACAACUCCAGGCCUUUCAACGGCAUUCAGGAUGUUUCGUUCGAUCACAUCACCAAGACACGUCGAGAACAGAUUCUGAGUGGAGGAAUGGGAAAGGCCAAAGCAGAAUCUCUCCUUGACAGCCUGGAUGCUGCGAAGCCUUGGCAAUGCGAACGGGAUUGCAUUGAGGCCAUGGCAGCAUUUGUCCGAUGUUUUCCGGACGAUGUAGACAAAAUCAUUCCCGGUCCGAACCGGUCUGGACGGCAAGUGCUGUACACUGCCUGCGUGCCUGCGAGGAUGCAAUGGUAUUUCAACAACAUCCGGGCGCGCCAUAGUAUGCGGCCAGAUCGAGUUGUAUUACUUCCUGCUGGUACCACUUCCAACGAGGCACUGCAUGCUGAAGUACGAGCUUGGUUCCGAGAGACGCAGCAGAUGCAUAAGAGCACAUUGGAAAUCAAACUGCGGGUGCUUCACCUGUCCAAACUGAUGACCCACCAUGCGGGCAUGUACAGACCAACUUUGCGGCAAAUUCCGUCGGGCCUGGUGCUGGCUAGAUCUGUUGUCUCUUCUGCCUGGAAUCGACGAAAGCCCUGGAGCAAAUUUGCCGGACAGAGUGGCAAGGCCCAUUUGCCUCUCAAUGCGAGACGGCAGCAAGAAGCAUCAUUAGUCAAGGCGCAUGCUUCCAAAAAACCGGCUGCCAAUAUCAAAAGACCAGCGGCCAUGAGGCAUUGCGCAAAAAAGCCAGCCACGCACGUCCUCCCGCAGAAAGUGCGCAGGACUCCCUUUAACAGAGUAAGAGUGUCCACUUGCCGUAUCAUGGGCAAAAAAAGGCAAGGAGGUUUGAAAGCCUAG